GUACGCAAAGAAGUUUUUGACUUGAUUGUGCACAAAAUUUAAUGUCUUUAUAAACAGUUCAUUAACUUGUAGUAUAUUUAUAAGUUUUGUAGGAAAAGAGUGUUUUAUAAGCAUUUCUCACUUUAAUAAGCUAUCGCAAUUAUAAAUUUUAAAUUAUUUGUGGUAUCGAUAUAAGAACGCCGUCGCUACUGAAUCAAAUUGUGCUAACAGAUAGUUUUUUUAAAGGUAUGUUUAUUUUUGAAAAUUCUAAUGGUGCUGAAAGAGAAGAAGAGUAAAAUGUCUUCAGAUCAACCGCUAAAGAAGAAACCAAAACGUGGGGAUGUAGCAAGCGGCAUAGACGAAACCGAUCUGAUUCAAAGUUUAUCAGAAAAUGGGGUGCAGACAAACUUACAAGCUCUUCAUCUUUCAGUGCCACUUAUUGUGAAUGAAGACGAUAUAACAUUGAAUACUGUUAACAUUCAGUAUAAUAAAAGACGGUUUAUAGUGAACAGUGACAGUGAGCUGGAAAAGAGUGUUAGUGAAUCUGAUCAAAAUGAUAGCGAGCUUGCUUCUUCAACAAGUACACAGUCGAAUAUAUCAAUACCUAACAUUAGUAGUAAUUAUCAGUCAAUAAUGCAAUAUUCUGACAGUAGCCAGGUUAGUUCUCCCAAUGAUAAUACCUUAGAUACCUUUCAACAACAACUUGUAAAACAGUGUUUAUGUGGUACUUCAGAAACAAUUUUACUCAAGCACUUAUCAACUAAUAAUGCUAACGAAACAAAUAUAGUCUUAUUAGAAUGGUCUGAUGUUGAAAUUUUACAAUUCUUGUCCAAUCUUCAACUGCUUUUUGAUGUAUACUUAAAACAAAAUAACAAAGGUUUCAUAUGUUCUAGAAUAAUUGCUAAUUGCGAACUUAUUAUUUAUAAUAGUUAUAAUUUAAUAGAGCAAAUUAUUGGUUUAUGUGACACUAGAAAUAAAUAUAUUUUAUAUUUGGCGGCUAGAGUGUUAAGCAGUUUUCUAGUGGCAGCUAAAACUAAUAUUAAUAAUGAAUGGCUUGAAACGAUUUUAAAUUAUUUAACAGAUGAAAAUAUAGAUUGCGCUAAGGUGAAUUUUGCUUUAGAUGUAAUAAAGCGGGUGGUCGAAUGGAAAGAUAUUGAGAUACAUGUACUUGAAGAAAGUGAAUCUGUAGAAAGUGCCGAAUCAAGUUCUUUGAAUACAGGUUGUGUUAGUGUGCCAUUUAGAGAUCCCGAAAGUUUUGAUACUUCUCCUAUUAAAGGAUUGAUUAUAAAGAGUUUAGAAUCUAGAUGGCCAGAUUUAAUUCAUAAAAUACAAAACUUUAUAGUCAGUAACACAUCGGUAGGUGUUCAAACAUGUGUUUUAACAUUUUUAACUCUUUGGGAACGCAUCAUUUCUGUAAGGGCAAAUUUAAGUGUUAUUGAUAUUAAACCAUUUUAUGCUCAUCUGGAAACAUUUGCAGCAAUGCUAAAUAGUGAUCUUCCACCACUUAUUUGGCGUCAUUUGUUGUCUUUGUUCAAUGAAGUUUUGUGCUAUGGAAGUACUUUAGCAUUACAAGAUAUGGUUCCAGAUGAGACAUGUCAAUUAGCUCAUUUAGUUUUUAGAUAUAUUAAGGAUUAUAGAUUAUUAGAUAGUUUGCCUUAUAAACAAGAACCAGGUAAUGUUGUGAAUAAUUUUGUCGGUUCUAUUCCAUCAGAAUCUUUACAAUCAAAUUUUGAUAAAACUUUAUUGCAAAAAAUUGUUCUUCUGGUAUUAAAAUCUAUAGCGGUAACGAUAAAAGAGACUAGAUCUGAUAGUUCUGAUUCAAGUGUAGGAUCAGAUGAUUAUGAUUUUUAUCAAGACAUGCAAGUCAUUGAACGUUCAAUAAGAGAUGUUUUGAAAAAAGUAGAUACAUUUAUUAAAACUGCCUUAGAUUUUCAUCCUGAAAUGCCAUUUUGUAAAGUUAUAGUACAUCUCUUUAAUGACCAAGAUAAUUACCUCAUUGAAUCGAUGGUUUGCACUCUUGACAUAACGGUUGGUAUCUCCUAUGGAAAUGUUGUGUUUUCUGAUUUAUUAGUUAUGUUAAAUCCUAUCCAUUCUUUUAUUGAAUUUUUAAAGAUUGUUAGCCAUGAUUCUGAUAUAUUAUUAGAUUAUUUAGUUGGUAGUGAAACAUGCUUUUUAUUAUAUCUCUUAAGAUUUUUAAAAUAUACAAGGAGAAACUGGUCUAAAUUUGUUAGCAGUUGUGGCGAAGGAUCCACAUCUCGUAGUAAUGAGUUGGAUGACAGUAUGGCAGUAUUAAUUCGACUAAAAAUGCAGAUUAAUAGGCUAGUAUCCAGAGAUCUUUUCCCCUACAACAUUAAUCCAAUAUUAAGACUUCUGACUGAUUGUGAGAAUCUCUAUGAUGGUAAUGAAUAUAGUUAAUUUCUUACCAAUUUGUGAUACGAUCACCUAUAAAAGUUUAUAUUAUAAAAUGUCUUUACCUCAAAUAUGAGUUUUAAAGGUUUUUUUUAUUAUCACUUAUACUUAAAUACUUUAAUUGGAAUAAAAAAUGUUUCUAUAGUUGUUAGACAAAUUCUCAAUAAUACAUUGUAAGUUUUAGUUAUAUACACACUGUACUAUAUUAACUAUAUUGAUAACUAUAAAUAAUAAAACUAAUGUAUUAAUCAUACUCUAUAAUAUAAGCCAUAUAAAAACUUAACAAAAAUACAUACUUAUUUUCUAGUAUGUCUUAAUCUUUCUAGUAUGUAUUUAUUUAUUCACAUUUAAGUCACUGCCAGUUACUGAAAAAAAAAUAUUGUAAAUUUAAAUGUACAUAUAUACUUCUGUUUCUCGAAAAUCUGAAGAUUUCCAUUAUAGCUAUUGUUAUGUCUGUACCUAAAAAGAUCUAUAAAGUUAUAAGAUUUUUUUAAUAGGCACAAUAUUUAUUUUAUAAAAGUUAUCAAAAUUCUAGUUAUACAAUGUAAACAGAUUGGUUAGAAGAUGGUGAAGUUCAUUUUCAGCAGAAAUAUUUAUAUAAACAGACAGUGUUUAAAGUGUUUUUUUCUGAUGUAAAGGAUAUCAGUCAAAAAAUAAAGGGAUACUCAUACAUUUUUUUAUAAAAAAAAUAAUUUAAUAAACUUCAUUACAUGAUGGAGUAUUUUAAUAUGGAAAAAUGUUUGAUUAGUUCAGGUUAGUUGUGUUCUUCAUAAUGUGACAAACAGGAUUUUUUUUUUAUUUUAUAGGAGUUUCCUAUUAUCACUCUGUAUAUCUCAAAUUUUUACCUUUAUGGUUUAUUAUAAUUUCUACAACUAAAAUCCAACCAAUCUGUAUACUAAAAUACCCUGUUAAUGUAAAUGCAGCCUUAUAUAAUUAUAAGGCUGCUAAGUUAUAUUUAAUAUUUUUCCAUAUUGUACAUACUAUGUAUUGAUAUGCAUAUUUUUUACAUAGCUGUUAGCAGGUACUUGUAUAUAUUAAAUUAUUUUUUGUAAUGUACAUA
Molecule: messenger RNA, 3448 nt
Organism: Sitophilus oryzae (rice weevil)
Lineage: Eukaryota; Metazoa; Arthropoda; Insecta; Coleoptera; Curculionidae
Gene: lin
Product: protein lines
Exons: 2
Coding region: 250-2394 (714 amino acids)
Source: RefSeq, a predicted model, not a curated record